Messenger RNA from Mercenaria mercenaria, 1508 nucleotides. Its product is annotated as omega-amidase NIT2-like. The transcript has a single exon. Gene Ontology annotation, cellular component: mitochondrion. Gene Ontology annotation, molecular function: omega-amidase activity. The record is from RefSeq and is a predicted model, not a curated record. The coding region runs from base 164 to 1000 and encodes 278 amino acids. Gene Ontology annotation, biological process: oxaloacetate metabolic process; L-glutamine metabolic process. Lineage: Eukaryota; Metazoa; Mollusca; Bivalvia; Venerida; Veneridae.
GAAUUAGUUUUAUAAUUUAAUCCGCAUAUAAUAGACAAAAUAGCUCAUAUUUUCUUUUGUACGGUUUUAUCUUCAUAAGGCUUCUGAAGUUGAAGGAAAGUUAUUAAAGGGACCUAACUUCCACAUGUGAGUUAUUUAUUAUAAGUUAAAAAUUGGGACGAAGAUGGCUGGGUCAUUUCGCCUUGCGUUAGUUCAGCUGGCUGUAACUGCUUCAAAAUCGGACAAUCUUGCUCGUGCUGCUCGCUUAAUCAAAGAGGCUGCGUCGAAAGGAGCUAACAUUGUCGCUUUACCAGAGUGUUUUAAUUCCCCUUACGGGACGAGCUAUUUCCCGGAGUAUGCGGAACCUAUUCCGGGUCCGUCAACUGAGACGCUCGUCAAUGCAGCGAGGGAGAACAAUAUUUAUCUAGUUGGUGGCUCGAUCCCAGAGGAAGAUGGCGGGAAAAUUUAUAAUACUUGUACCGUUUACAAUCCAAAUGGUGACUUGAUUGCGAAGCAUAGAAAAGUCCACUUGACUGAUAUUGAUGUGCCUGGGAAAAUAAGAUUCAAGGAAUCGGAGACACUAAGUGCUGGAAAUAACUUAAGUUUUUUCGACACUCCAUUGUGUCGGAUUGGAAUUGGAAUAUGUUAUGACAUAAGAUUUGCUGAAAUGGCACAAAUCUAUGCAAAAAAUGGAUGCAAAUUAUUGAUAUAUCCUGGUGCCUUCAACAUGACCACAGGUCCUGCACACUGGGAGUUACUUACCCGAGCACGAGCCUUGGAUAACCAACUUUACGUGGCAACAGUGUCGCCCGCACGUGACGAAAAUGCUUCCUACGUGGCGUGGGGUCACAGCAGUGCAGUUAGCCCAUGGGGAGAAGUAGUUGCAACAACUGGUCAUGAAGAAAACAUCGUAUACGUGGACAUUGAUCUUGGACUGAUAGACCAAGUUCGUGGACAAGUGCCGAUUACAGUCCAGAGAAGAAACGAUUUGUAUGAAGUCAUUGAAAAGAAUAAAGAUUAACACAAGAAUGUGCAACUAUGAUUUUCAGUUUUGAAAUAUAAAUGAUACUUUAACGCAAACUUGAAAAUGUGUUAAAAUCAUUAAUUUAAUCAGAGACCAUGUGUUUCCAUUGGUAUCAGUUUAUUACCAUUUUGUGCUAUGUUUGUGAAUUCGGUAUCGUUAAGAGCAGUAUGUAAAUAUGCUGUUCAGAUACGUAUUUUUGUUUAGAAGUGAGCUUCCGACUGAAAUGAAAUUGAUAAGUUAAAAAACGUAAGCGUGUGGUUUACUGUGGUGUUAAACAUUCACAAGAAAAACAGUUACAUAUAUAUGUACGUAAUACACUAAUAAAAACUGAUGAGAUAUUGUUUCUACUAGCGUUAACUUAGGUGUAGUAUUUAAAUUAAUUAUCAAAAACCACGCAUAAGUCUUAAUAAAGGAAUAUGAAAGUAUGUAAAGCAGGUGCAAAUAGGCCACAUGACGUAGUUGAAAUCAGUUGGAAAAUGUUUUGUUGAAUAAUAAAUGUAAAUAU